This is a messenger RNA of Pieris napi, 1537 nucleotides long. It is a transcript of the gene Ubc10, whose product is annotated as ubiquitin-conjugating enzyme E2 L3. Bases 187 to 651 code for a protein of 154 amino acids. The record is from RefSeq and is a predicted model, not a curated record. NCBI's taxonomy places the organism in Eukaryota, Metazoa, Arthropoda, Insecta, Lepidoptera, Pieridae. The transcript has 4 exons.
CCGCCGUCGAUCCGAAGACAUGUCAUUGACAUUUUCAUUUAAUUAAAUCGCUGAACUGAAUCGGAUUUUCGGCAUUAUAAUAAUAAUUACGUAUACUAUGUUGUUUAAGGAGACGACUAUAUAAAUAUAUUUAAAAAAAAUAUUCAUACUUUAUUUGAGAAAUUUUAUUUUGUAAAUUAGAUUACGAUGGCAGCGACGAGAAGACUUCAAAAGGAGCUGAAUGACAUCAGGCAGUCGGGGCUGAAGUCAUUUAGGGAUAUCCAGGUUGAUGAAUCGAAUAUAUUAACUUGGCAGGGUUUAAUUGUGCCCGACAACUCUCCUUAUAAUAAAGGUGCAUUCAGAAUUGAGAUCAAUUUCCCAGCAGAAUAUCCAUUCAAACCUCCUAAAAUAAGUUUUAAAACAAAGAUUUAUCACCCUAAUAUUGAUGAAAAGGGCCAAGUAUGCCUACCAAUCAUUAGUGCUGAAAAUUGGAAACCAGCAACUAAGACUGACCAAGUAAUACAAGCCCUAGUUGCACUUGUGAAUGACCCUGAACCAGAACAUCCAUUACGUGCUGAGCUGGCUGAGGAAUACUUAAAGGACCGGAAAAAAUUCACAAAAAAUGCAGAAGAGUUUACCAAAAAACAUAGUGAAAAGAGACCAUCAGACUAAACUAUUCAAAUUUGCAGCAAUAAUCAUUUUACAUGAUUAGCUUGUAUGAAUUUACAUUUUGCUAGCUACAGUAGAUUUACUUAUUAUUUUAUUAUAAUACAAGUUAAGUAUUUAUGUAUUUCAUAGUUGACAUUUCAAUAAAAAUACUUUAUUAUAAUUUCAUACAAAAUCUAAUCAUGUAAGAUAAGACAAAACUGCUGAUAUUGUAACUUCUGUGCUGAUGCAAAAAUAUUAAAUGUCCACAUUGCUUGCAAUUCUAUAUGCACUAUAUAUGUAUAAAAACUCAAUUUAUAGAAUGGGCUUAAACAGUUGAUUUAACAGUUUCUGGGCUAUCGAUUCUUUAUUCUCUACUAGUUUUUGUUAUUAUUUCAAAAUUUCAAACAAUAGUCAAAAAUUUAAAGUAAAUAUGUUUCUGUAUUCAAUUUUAACCAUGAUUGGCUCUGGCCUAAGCUUACAUACAAAUGUAAAUGCUCCUAUAAAGUGAAUAUUGUCUAAGUAUAUAAAGUCUUAUCGGUGUUUAGGAACAAUACCUUAUACAACCACAUUAUAUAGACAAGUGGCUGUUCAUAGAGCUAGAAUACUCUGUGCUUAAGGGUAUGCAUUUCUUCUGUAAUUGUCACCAUUUUAAUAAGAAAUUUUUUGGGGAAACAUACUACAUAUAUACAAUACUGUGUUAAUAAUUUUAACUUAUUGCCUAACAAUUAAUAUAAAGAGAUAAAUUCCUGUCUUGUUAGAAAAUUGUGAUUCCUUUAUUAUGUAUCAUUCAUAAAUUUUUGUUGUAAUUUUAUUCUCAGAUUAUUUUAAUUCCAUGUAAGAAUAUGCAUUAAUAUAUCUUUCUAUGUAAUAACUGUUCAGUGAAUGAACCUUAAAUAAAUAUUUUUUUUGA